AUGCCUUUCGGUCGCCUACAAAAACCAAACAACCGAUCUCAACACAACAUACCUGUUGAAUCGGCUGGUCCUGCUGCUGGUCCUCAGAGCACUGCUGGUCCGGGUUCUCAGAGCAUCGGCGCCAUUGGCAUUUCCUCAUCGGGCCCUGCUGGCGCACACAGUCAGGCUCAACCUCCACCGCCGCCUGGCUCUGGCCCUGGCCCUGGUCAUCCUCUUACACCAUUCCAGGGUCCCUCCUCCUCCUCUGCUGCUCCAUCCUCAGCCUUGGGCCAAGGCCCCGCCAACCUACCUCUAACCACCAACGAAUCCUUUGUUCAGGAUCUACGAGUUGUCUCACAGAACCAGCAACACCCACCGCCUCACCUCUACGCGUCUGCCUCAUCCCCUUCCUCGAUUGAUUUGGACCUCAGCGCACAGGGCCUCAACAGUCAGCAGCAGCAGCAGCAGCACCACCACCACCACCACCAACACCAACACCUCCACGCCCAGCUGCAUCAGCUGCAACCCCUCAACACUAGCACCUCUGCCGAGGCCAAGGUCCGCCGGGCUGCGUCCGAUUUUGUCGACGCCGUCGCCAGGUCGCAGUCCCACAGAUACAACCAGGUCUCUACCCCCAUCCAGAUCAAUCCCUCCUACGGUACCAGUUACACGGAUCUCUCCAAGACACUGCAGGCCGAUCCACAGAGUCAGCACCCUUUUGCUUACCAGCAGCAACAGCAGCAACAGCAGCAACAUCAACAACCACCACAACAGGUCGCCCCAGAACAGCACCACCAGGUCGCCGCCCCCGUGGAACCUCGACGAUCCACACGGCGUCUCAUCCGAACUAUUCUGACCGGCGCUCCGAAGUCUGAACAGAACCGCUCCGACCCCUCCCACAACAGUUACUACGACAACACCUCGGGUCCUGGCCGCCGCAGCUCCAAGCGCCUAAGCAACCCCAACCCGCCCGUCUUACGGACCGGCCCGUCUCAAGUCUCUCUGGAACAACAGCCUCUAGACUGGCAGUCACAGGGUCCCCCAUCUCAGCCGUCACCGUCGCAGAGCAUCGCCCACGAGUUUCAGCAACCCACCCUCCGUCGCGUUCCUACCAACCAAGACCAAUCUCCCUUCUCCGAGGCCGACGAGGCCGCGUUUCAGCAGCAGCAGCAGGCCCAGAUACACGUCCAAACCCAGCUGACACCCGACCACCAGCAGCACCUGGGCCAGGUAGCCUUCGACCCCGCCACGCGACAGUACCAGUUCAUUGCCCACUCGCCACACCACUCCCCCCAGGCCCCUCAACAGUCCGAAGGGAACCCGCUCGCAUACCCAGGGCAUCUCGGGACCGAACACAUCCAGAACAUCGAGACAAUAUCGCAGGUGUCGCAUGAGUCCCCCGUUACUGAAGGCGAGCUACAACCCUCCUCCAGCGCUCCAUCUACGGCCGUUUCACCCGGCACGCGAUACUCAACACAACAGGACUUCCCCUCACGCACCUCGUCUUUGCAACCACACCAGGGACAGGCGUCGCAAGCCCAGCAACAGCAACAGCAGCCGCCACAGGAGGAUACAGAUAAUAUGGCCCCACCGCCAGGAGGAGGACCACCACAGGCGAGACGACAACAACAAGACACCGAGAAGAGUUCGAGGGGGGACCUGCAACCAGGGGCGCCGCCUGGGUACAGACACAGCCAGCAGCAAUCCAACAGCAUGAACCCCAUGCCGCCAGGGCCUCCGGGCGGGGCUGGCCAGAAUAACUUCAGAACGAGCACGAUACAGGAGAGGGCGCCGCCAGCACAAUUCGAUGGUGCGGCAGAACAUGGUCGUAACAGCCCGCAGCCGACAGAAGACUCAGAUAAGGCUUUCAAAGAGUUGCUGCAAAAAUACAAGAACGUCAAACGACUGUACUUUGACGGCAAAACCCAGAUCGAGUCGCUGAACGGGCAGGUCGAGCAGCUCCAAAAUGCCGUCGCCAACCAGAGGAUAUCACAGUCACGCACCGCGCUGGAUGACAACGAGUACUCGACACGCUUCAACAGGCUGAACGGUGCAAUUAACAAUUUGUCGUUUAACAUCCGCAAGGACUGGACGUCGCUACCAGAAUGGCUGAGCAAGUAUGUCAGUGCUGAUGCGCUCAAGACGGGCAAGCAGGAGAUGACAGCAGUCGGCCGGGCCGUGAUCACGAGGUGGCUCGUUGAGAAAAUCUUCUACGGCUGCUUUCACCCUGGUCUCGAUCCGGAGCUCAGCAGGUCGCUGAAGAAGGUCGAACAGAACAUCCGGCGGUUCAGCUACACCAUGACCAGCCAGGAGGAGUUCGACGCCCUGACGUCAAAGGUGCUGAGCUGGCGAAUGACGACGCUCGAGGGCCUGCAGGACGUGCUGCAGUCUGCAGACAGCGCGAACUACCGCCAGGAGUUCAUCCGCGACGCCACCGCGUCCCUUACCAGCUAUGUCUUCCAGCAUCUCACGGACCCACCACCAGCCGGUGUGGACGGGAGCGCGAGUAUGAUUGUGGAGCUUGCUGUGGGCAUCGCAGCAAACCUACCGCUCGAGAGUCGAGAUGUGGCGAUCCGCUACCCCGUACCGGAGGAUCUCAUACAGCCCGAGUUUAUGGACGUGGAAAAGACGGGGCUCCCACCUAUCGAAACCAGGCCGUCAGAUAGCGAUGGUGAGACCGACUCGAGAGGAGACGAUACCGGCAAGGAGAGCGGCGGGGAGAAGAGUAGCAGUAGCAAGGAGCGCAACAAGACCAGAGCCGCCCUGCCACCCAAGGACAGCAAUAAAGUGCGGUUCGCGGGCUUUCUGGCCGUCGAGGUGCGCGGCCGUCAGGUACUUGUCAAAGCGCCUGUCUGGACGCUCGGCUGAAGAGAAGUGGGGCAAAUUCUCACCACAUGCGUGCGAAGAUGCGUUCUCUCCCUCCAGGACUCGCCCCCCCGCCCCCCGCCCCCACCCGACGACUGCAGCGGGAACAUUGCCUUUUUCCAGUAAAUGCCAUGUCUUUGAAGCAUGUAAAAAAUCAGGGCCGCCUAACACAUUUGGAUUGCCUUGUCUGGAUGCUGGUGUCGUCGCGCCGCUGCGCCGCGUCUCCGAGUUUGCGGCCAGGAAAAUACCUGGAGAUGAUGCUGUGACGAACGAUGGGAUCCAGGCAGGGGGAAAAGAAAUCAACCCGUUUUAUUUUAUUCCCAGCAUAUCUUCGCUUCUUCCAAUCCUCCCCACCAGUAUGGGCUUCUCUCAUUUGGUAUUUGGCCCUUUGGAACCAGGCUUUGUUGUAUGUCAGGGGGAUGGAUGAUAUCAUAGAGGAGGGCCUGGAGAGCAUUUGCACAUUUUACGAUUCCAAAAGAACGUCAUGACCAAGAAAAGACUAUUGUAGUAGAGCUUGGGCCCCGUGGGCCGGGAGGGGAUUAUUUAAAGACCCAUUACGGACUUCUUAUUU
Molecule: messenger RNA, 3415 nt
Organism: Cryphonectria parasitica EP155
Lineage: Eukaryota; Fungi; Ascomycota; Sordariomycetes; Diaporthales; Cryphonectriaceae
Exons: 4
Coding region: 1-2847 (948 amino acids)
Source: RefSeq, a predicted model, not a curated record